Cotesia congregata is the source of this 669-nucleotide messenger RNA. Lineage: Eukaryota; Metazoa; Arthropoda; Insecta; Hymenoptera; Braconidae. The record is from the annotation of a GenBank genome assembly.
AUGGAUUUAUUAGGAUCAAUAUUAGAUUCGAUGGAUAAGCCACCUACUAUUAGCAAUGAAAAAAAAGCUUUGAUCAAAAAACAACGUGAUGAACAUCGGAAACAACAGAAAAUAGAAACUGAGAGGCUUAAAAGUUUUCGUGAAAAGAUCGAACACGAUGUUAAUGAAUUUCUUAAUGAUGAAAAUCAAAAAGAAUAUACAUUUCCUCCGAUGGAUCAAGUGCAUCGUAGUAUUAUUUACGAUGUAGCUGAAGUUGCAAGUAUUUUGGCUCACUCAUUCGGAGAAGAGGGAAUUGAUAGACAUAUUCGAUUAUUUAAAAAAGAAUAUGCUCCAUCUGAGGACCAAUUGAAUGUUUUACGUCGCGGAGAAGAGUGGAAUGAUGAUACUGCUAAAAAAUUAAAAGAAGAAAAAGAAAGAGAAGCAAAAGAAAAACUAGAAAAUUUUCAUUCAAAGAAACGUAAAAUUGAUUUUAUUCCAAAUACUAACUAUAAAGAUAAAUAUAAACAUAUUAUUGGUGAAGAAGCUGCUUUGGAAGCUGCGAGAAAAACUGAAGCCAAUAGUAGUUAUGGAUGUGUUCCUUGUGAAAAUAAAAAAGAUCAGAGGAGUAUUGAACAGACACUUGCAGACAUAAAAGCAAAAAAGAAAAAGAUGAAAGAAAUGAACGGAUAA